Messenger RNA from Rhinichthys klamathensis goyatoka, 4094 nucleotides. RefSeq names its product ubiquitin-conjugating enzyme E2H (UBC8 homolog, yeast) (gene ube2h). Bases 216 to 767 code for a protein of 183 amino acids. Gene Ontology annotation, molecular function: ubiquitin conjugating enzyme activity. Gene Ontology annotation, cellular component: nucleus. The record is from RefSeq and is a predicted model, not a curated record. NCBI's taxonomy places the organism in Eukaryota, Metazoa, Chordata, Actinopteri, Cypriniformes, Leuciscidae. Gene Ontology annotation, biological process: ubiquitin-dependent protein catabolic process; protein polyubiquitination. The transcript has 7 exons.
GAUAGAUAGAUAGAUGUGAGUGAGAGCUGUGCGGGCAGAGGACUACCAGUGCUAUCCGCUGCGGACAGAAAGUGGAGGGCGAAAAAAAAACUCUCGAAACGACAGCUUGCCGUGUGCCAAUGUGCAAAAAUAUACAGUUUCGGUAGAGGCCAAGGGAUCGGGAAUCAGUCGCAGAAGAUUUGAGCUUCGGUCAUCUGAAAGAGGAGUGUAUAAAGAUGUCGUCUCCAAGUCCGGGCAAAAGACGAAUGGACACCGACGUGGUGAAACUCAUUGAGAGUAAACAUGAAGUCACAAUCCUGAGUGGACUCAACGAAUUUGUAGUGAAGUUUUAUGGACCACAAGGAACACCGUAUGAAGGGGGUGUAUGGAAGGUGCGAGUAGAUCUUCCAGACAAAUACCCCUUCAAAUCUCCCUCUAUAGGAUUUAUGAAUAAGAUUUUUCAUCCGAACAUCGAUGAAGCGUCAGGGACCGUGUGUUUAGAUGUGAUCAACCAGACAUGGACAGCUCUUUAUGAUCUCACCAAUAUCUUCGAGUCGUUCUUGCCACAGUUACUGGCCUACCCGAACCCCAUUGACCCUCUGAACGGGGAUGCGGCAGCCAUGUACUUGCACCGGCCAGAGGACUACAAACAAAAAAUCAAAGAAUACAUCCAGAAAUAUGCAACAGAGGAGGCUCUGAAGGAGCAGGAGGAAGGAGCGGGCGACUCCUCUUCAGAAAGCUCCAUGUCUGACUUUUCAGAGGACGAAGCUCAGGACAUGGAGUUGUAGUUAAGGGCGACAGUUUCUCCCCUUUACCACAGAGACUAUAUUAUUUCCUAACCAUGCGAAGCAGACUAUAAAAGAUUCAUAUUUAAACAAGGUGAUUUUUUUUUUUUUUAUCGUUAUUAUUACUAAACCAGGAUUUUUAUGGAUAUCUAGCGUUGACGAUGAAUACGGCACACUCUCUAGGUGUUCUAUCUCUACUUCUUGGUGGUUGUUUUCCCCCCCCCCCCCUUUUUUUUUCUCCCUUUCACUCUCUCACUCGCUCUCUCCGACACCCCAACAAAAGAAAGGCUUGUAGUGUUGAUUCCACGUUGGUAGCUGCGUAGCUGGAAUGCAUGUCAUCGCCUCCCUAAUCCACCUUUUCCGAUGCAGACCGACGGGACAGAGGCCGUAUUUAACCGGGGGUGCCCUUGUGAUGUUACUAACGUACUGAGAGUUGUGUCCGUGAUGCUCUGAUAUAUGAAUCCCCUCAGCUUAGACCUUUUGCAAGGACGGUCUUCAGGUGGAGCUGUGGCAGUUGGAUCGGACACGUUUUGCCUCAUUACUCCCCUCCACCUCAGCGCUUUGAUCAAUCCAGCGCAAGUCAUUUUGAAUUAUCGUUGCUUCCCUGGUUGUCCUGUUUUUUUUCUUCUUCUUUCGUUUGUUUGUUUUCUCUUUAAACAGCUGUUUUAAGAUAGAAACGCUCAAGAGAGGAAUUUCUCCUUUCUCCUUUUUAUUUGGCUCUCACCUUGAGGGGAAGUUUCCACGCUGUACGUUAAAGCAAUCAUCAGGAUUUUACAGAACGUCACACACAUUCUGCUCACCAAUCAAGCCCACGAUACAGCGUCUACGGCGGAAAAUAUCAAUACGACUCCCUUUAAGUUCCUCGAGCGUCUUUUUAAAGAGGAUGUAGAUGUAGAGGCUAGCACACCGAAGCUCAACUUUUCCACUAGCUCGAUGUUUCUGGCUUUUGUUUCCUCGUUGUGGAAGUCCCACACCCACAAAACGUGGCUCUACACUGUGUGACCUUCCACAGUGACCUUCACUAAACGACCAGGAAAGUGACUGUCCUGCUUUACGGAGCACAAUCUUUUAUUUUGUACCAACAUUGUAUGCACAGAGUGUUUUGUCUUUUUCCUCUUUCUGUCUCGCACCCUCUCCCUAUUUACGAGCAUCUUUUUUGUACAUUUGUUGUAUGAUGCGGAAGUGGAGUCGUGUAGGACUUUGUUGGUCUAGCCUAGAAGAAACCUUCAAGAGAAAAGAGACAAAAAAAAGACUUUUACUAACAUUUGUAGAGUUCAUCAUCUUUUCCUAUUGCUUGUGCAUAACUAUGAUAGCUGUUGUUUGACCUCAUGUAGAUCUAGUUAGUUUUACUGGGUGGUGAAAUCAAAAAUAGUUGUUCAUAUGGAUUUAGGUUUCGUAACCUGCUUGUCCGAAUACAGAUAUUAUUCGAAGGAUCCCAUUUGGUAAGAUCUGCCUCGGAACUACUUGUGGUUUUAGGAGAAGGCCGAGUAACAUUUACUAAUGCUGAGGUGGGGUUUGGCCGCUACGGUGUGGAAACGGGCAGAUAUCUUCUGUAUAAAGAGCUUUUGAAUUUCAACAUCUGCAGAUAUCAUCAGUGGCAUGUUGGUAACAUGAAGAACCAGAUUUAGUUUGUGUGUGUGUGUGUGUGUGUGUUUUGCAGUAUUCUCACAAAUCUCGCAUUCUGAAUGCACUUGCAGAUUCAUUCAUCGUCCAAAAUGUAAACGAAACGGGGUUGAAGUGAAGCGUACAACGUUACAAAACAGACGCCGACCCCAGCGGAAUGGCAUUAGGGGAGGUGUUUCAGUUUAGUUCAGCUCGCGUGAACGAUUCAGAGCUGCUUAUUUUUAUCCCAUGCCUUUUUUACGUUCUCUCCUGUUUUUCAUUUUGAAUUAAAUCAAUGCUUUAUGGGCAAAGCAUUUGACCUUGUUUUAGCCCAAGUCAAGAAUUGGCCAAAUUGUGCAAUAGGAAAAAAAAGAGGAAAAGUCUCAGUUGAACAUUUUUGAGUCUAAAUCAGUUAUUGGGGGUUCAUAUUUUCAAGAAAAAGAAGAAAAACAUCACUUAUAUGCAGUAUUGUAUUAAGAGGAAGUUAUGAUGGUCGCAAGGAGAGAGACAGCAUAUGUUUAGACAGGCCUUUGUUUCACAUCUUUUAGACAUGUAUGGAAGAAAAUGCUUCUCGUUGUGGUUUGGUUGCCUUGGUAAACAUUUUGCCAUGCCAAGCAACACGCACCCUGACAAACACAAAAGACUCAGCUUCUCUAUUUCAUUUCUGCUUCAUUUUUGAUCCAAUAUGAGAGGCAACAUGUGGAGAUUUAGUUUAAAAACAUAUAUUUUUCCUUUGUUUUUAACAAAUGUCAUGUCAAAGAGUAAAAUGACUAAAGAAUUUGAGAAUAUCAAAUAAACAAAUGUAUAAGCGUGCUUCCAAUAUAAUUAGAAAUUAUACCAUUUUUUUGUGAAUUUAUUUACUAAUUUUUGGAUUCCUAUUUUUUCCCUCAUGUCAAUAACAGAGGCAUCCAUCUGAGCAGGUAAUAUGUGCUGAAAAGGUCUGUGGGAUUGAAGGGAGUUUUUAUUUAUUUUUUAUUUUUAAGUUGUUUAGUGGGUGGGGUGGAAUAAAUAAUUACAGUGUGUCCUUUGUGUUUUGCACUCAUAAGCCCCCAGUGCUUACACACACGCACAAACAUUGCACACGUACACAUUCAGGGGAUAGCAGUUAUUAAUGGCGUGGUCUCCAGCUGUUUGUUUGCCUAAGAGAGAGAGAGCGAGAGAGAAAGGAAGAAGAGAUGUGUCUUCCGGCUGCUGCCAUGGCCUCAGAGGCUCCCCCUGCUGGCCCUCUCGGCCAAUGGCAUCGCGUCUCUUGCAAUUGUGUUGAUGACGAGCUUUCCAGUGCACUUUGCAUGCGUCCGGUGUAGAGUCCAGUCUAAUUGAGUCCUGGCUGUCCACUCCUUUAGUCCCUUAUACCUGUGCUUCAAGAGGGUGCUCAGACAUGGGGCUUAUGUGGGCACACAGCAUGGAUUUAUUUUUUAAUUAGUAUCUGUAUCUAGUUCCUAGUGUGUGAUACGCUGACUUAAAAAAGAAAAUACACUGUUUUUUUUUUUUUUACACUUUUUUUUUUAAAAUCCCAGGUAUUAUGGUAAUUUGUCCCUUUUAUUUCCUUAACCAUUAAUCUUACUCUAUUUUUUGCCAUUCUUUUUUUUUCUUUUGCAUUGUGAAGUGGGCAUGCCUGUCACAAAGGACAAAUGCUCUUUAUCUAUAGGAUUAUAAUCUCUUAAAUAGCUGUGUACAGUAAACUGUAAUAACUUCUUUUUUAAUAAAAUAUUAAAUAUGUGUACAAAC